Messenger RNA from Triticum urartu, 1730 nucleotides. RefSeq names its product BTB/POZ and MATH domain-containing protein 1-like. NCBI's taxonomy places the organism in Eukaryota, Viridiplantae, Streptophyta, Magnoliopsida, Poales, Poaceae. Gene Ontology annotation, molecular function: protein binding. Gene Ontology annotation, biological process: protein ubiquitination. The record is from RefSeq and is a predicted model, not a curated record.
AUAUCAUCUUGAGAUUUACGAAGUCACCGUAGGCGCCUCGUCGUCGACGGGAACGUCUCCUUUGGCGAUUUUCCUCUUACUGAUUGUAUUGUACUCCUUAUACCCGCAAAAAAAAAUUGUAUUGUACUCGAAGAAACGAGAGACAAUCGUCAGAAGGAAAAAGGAGGCUCUGGUCGUAUCUCCGGCAGGUCUUCUUUUAACAUUCCUUUUUGCGGCCCUGGGAAGACCCCGAGGACAAGUUUUUGGUCCUGUAUAAGCAUACCCCCGUACGUUCACCGGAGCAAAAUAAAACGCGACGAGUCCCCCAACAUCGACCGACCUUUACAGCCCGAGGCAAGAUCCUCCUGAGAGCAGGUCCAACUCGACCGACCUUUACAGCCCGAGGCAAGAUCGAUCGCGACCCCAGAAGACCAAAGUACAGGUUCGCCGUUCACGUGCGAUCGACACGCGCGACAAUGAGCGUCGCCGGCUCAACCGAUGCCGCCGGCACGCGGACGGUGUGCAUGGCGCUCAAGAUCCCGGCGACGACGGCCAGCGGGGACCGGAGCCAAGCCUACAUCACGGCCAGGAGGUUCGCCGUGCUCGGCUACGAGUGGCAGAUCGACUACCACCCCAACAGCCGCUACCCCUACCACCCCAGUAAAAGCUGGGUGAAGCUCCGCAUCAGCCUCGUUCGCACUCCCUCGCCGGACGCCGGCGCCGUCACGGCCUCCUUCACCUUCUGCCUGGUCGAUCCCAGCCGCACGCUCAGGCCCUUCCGGGAGGUGGCGGCCAAUUGCCCUCGGUUCCGGCAAGGGACAUCCCAGGAGGUCCUGCUCGUGUCCCGGGCCGCGCUGGAGGCGUCGGGCUACCUCGCCCGCGACGGCAACUGCUUCCUGCAGUGCAAGGCCGUGCUCUCCCGCGAGACGUACACGUACGGCGGCGACGGAGCCGAGACCGCCAUCCAUCCCCGUGACCUGGGCCAUGACCUCGGCGACCUCCUGAGGAGCCAGAGCGGCGCGGACGUCACCUUCGUCGCCGGCUCGGAGUCCUUCCGCGCGCACAGGUGCGUGCUCGCCGCGCGGUCGCCGGUCUUCGCGGCCGAGUUCGCUGGAAGCCUGAUGGAGGAGACCCACGAGGUAAAGGACACGGACGCGGACGCCUUCCGGGCCCUGCUCCGCUUCAUCUACACGGACGCGCUGCCGCCACAGCUGGAGAAGAUGGGCCGCUGGCCGGACACCGGGAAGGAUGGCCAGGAGGCGGUGUCGAUGGCGCGGCGUCUGCUCGAGGCCGCCGACCGGUACGGUGUGGAACGACUCAAGGUCAUCUGCGAGGAGAAGGUGUGCGCCAGCGUUGGCGUGGGCACCGUCGCGACGGAUCUGGUCCUGGCGGAGCGGCGUGGUUACAAGAAGCUCAAGGACAGGUGCAUGGAGUUCCUGGUGGGCAGCCCGGCGGACAUGCUCGCGGUGGCGGCGGUCGGGGGGUGCAAGCUUCUCGAGGCGACCUGCCCCUCGGUUUUGACUGAGAUCCUCACGGCUGUCGCCGCUAGGAGCUGCCAACUCGCACUGGGAGGUGGUGCACUUAGUUAGCUGUGUUGGGUGCAAAUUGUGAGAGCGUGGGGGAGGAGGUGUCUGUUUUCUAUGAGCACUAGUAGAUGACUUCAUAAUUUUAUAAUUAUGUGUCGAUUGUAAAAAGAAAAUCAAGGAACUGGCAAAUUCACUAAUGGGGGUGGCUUCCGGGACGAGGAAAGG